AAUGAUGUCAUGUUAAGAGACCUUUUUAAGAGUCUCUUUUUUUUCAUUUUUCAUGUUCAUGUCUGUUACAUUUAAUAAAGCCUGCCUUAUUGAUACAAUGAAAACUGUAUUCGUAACUGUCGGAACGACAAGUUUUGAUGAUCUGAUUGGCUCUGUGACUUCAGAUGAAUCCGUGAAGGCAUUAAUCGGUCGUGGCUACACAGACAUGGUGCUUCAGGUCGGCAGAGGUUCAGUUCCUGAUCCAGACAGAUGUCCAGGACUUUCAUUUCAAGUGUUUCAUUACAAAGACUCAAUCGCCGAGGACAUGAGAAACUCAGAUCUGGUCAUCAGUCAUGCUGGAGCAGGAAGCUGUUUGGAAGCACUCGGAGCAAAUAAAGCUCUCCUCGUGGUGGUCAAUGAUAAAUUAAUGGACAAUCACCAGCUGGAGCUCGCAAAGCAGCUCCAGGCAGAUUCACAUCUUAUCUACUGCACAUGCAGUACUCUGUCUCAGACUUUGAGGGAUAUGGAUCUGUCUGCUCUGACAACCUAUGUGCCUGGUCAACCGCAGAACUUCGCCAACUUUUUAGACAAGGCUGUUGGACUUGUUUGAAAGCUCUCUCUUGAACCGGGACGAUUACCGAGGAGAAUUUGGGCCAAGGCUUACUGGGAAAUCCCGCACUGGACCCCUCAGGAGAUGAUUGUUUGAAAACAGCAGUUUUUUUUGCCUAACUCAUUUUGUAUAAUUAAACUAAUAAUUGUCCUGGAGGAUUGUAUUAUGAUGGUACAGACACAAGUGGUCCUCCUUUGACUUUUUUUCCUAUAAAGUGACAAUGAAACUGUCAGGUUGCUUAAAGAAGCGGAAGUUGUUAAGGAAACUUGCUGUAGUGAACAUCCUGUGUAGUAUUAGACCACAGUCAUUUGUUACUCAGACGCUCAGAGAGCAUGACUUACAUUCACACAUCAAGACUACAUUUUGGGCUUUUGUUCUUAAUUCUGACCUUUCUACGAUGCUGCUCAGCAGGUGAUCCGAGUAAGUAUAUAAUUACACACAACACCAUCCUGAAUAGUUUUUGUGGUUAAUGAUGUUAUAAACUAAAGGUAAGCAAAUUGUCAUAAAAUUAUCAUGAGUUAUCAUAAAAUCGGGAUUAUAAUUCUUACCGAAAAUAUAGUUUGUUUAAGAGUUUUCUGAUUGUAUGUUUGCAUUUAGAGUUGGUUUUCUAAGAGCAAAAUGUUUGAGAGAUACAUUUGGAAGGUUUUAGUGGGGAUUUCCACGGUUUUUCUCUCAUGUGUCAUUUGUGUCUAUGGUGGUUGUGAUGAUGCUGAGGUUUGAGAUUAUGAUACUGAUAAGGUUUAUGUGUAUGUGGGUGGCAGGAAACAAGUUCAAAAUAAAAAAAAAU
Molecule: messenger RNA, 1376 nt
Organism: Carassius auratus (goldfish)
Lineage: Eukaryota; Metazoa; Chordata; Actinopteri; Cypriniformes; Cyprinidae
Product: UDP-N-acetylglucosamine transferase subunit ALG13 homolog
Exons: 4
Coding region: 53-589 (178 amino acids)
Biological process (GO): dolichol-linked oligosaccharide biosynthetic process
Molecular function (GO): hexosyltransferase activity
Source: RefSeq, a predicted model, not a curated record